GCCAGUUGUGAAUCAAGACUGCGCACAACGCAUCCAGGAGCUAACGCUAUGGUUCAGAACCACGCAGACCGACACAAACAAACGACAUGUCCGCGAGUAUAAAAACAAAACAAACCUGUCGCGUUUGAGCAGCAGGGAGCUGAUUCGUUCUUUCUUUAAAGGGGUUUGACCACAUCACUGUGACUUCACCUCUUCAAACCUUUGGAGUUGUUGGAGGCUAACUUCAACAGAAAAUAUCUGUCGCUGCAGCGCCCCGGGCACCACGAGGAAUAUUUAGAGUAAUCAUGACCCACGAGUCAGACGUGCACACCAUCUCUCCGGAGCUGCCGGCGAUGUUCGACGGCAUGAAGCUGGCGGCGGUGGCCACGGUGCUCUACGUCCUGGUCCGCUGCCUGAACCUCAAGAGCCCCACUGCACCCCCGGACCUCACCUACCAGGACACGGCCCUCAACCGCUUCCUUCUCAAGUCCUGUCCUCAGCUGACCAAAGAGUACAUUCCUCCCUUACUGUGGGGUAAGAGCGGUCACCUCCAGACGGCACUGUACGGUAAACUUGGCCGGGUGAGCUCGCCUCACCCAAGUGGAGUCAGGAAGUACUUACCCAUGCAGGACGGGGCCACUGCCACCUUUGACCUCUUUGAGCCGCAGGGGGACCAUCGAACAGGAGAUGACAUCACCAUGGUGAUAUGCCCAGGUAUCGGGAACCACAGUGAGAAGCAUUACAUCCGGACCUUUGUGGAUCACGCCCAGAAGGAUGGUUACCGCUGUGCCGUGCUCAACCACCUGGGAGCUCUUCCCAACAUCGAGCUUACCUCUCCGCGCAUGUUUACCUACGGGUGCACAUGGGAGUUUGCAGCCAUGGUGGGCUACAUUAAGCGGACCUAUCCUCAGACCCAGCUGAUGGUGGUGGGCUUCAGUCUGGGUGGAAACAUUGUUUGUAAGUUCCUGGGCGAGAACAGGAUGAACCAGGAGCGAGUGCUGUGUUGUGUCAGCGUCUGCCAGGGCUACAGCGCUCUCAGGGCACAGGAAACAUUCCUACAGUGGGACCAGUUCAGACGUUUCUAUAACUUUCUCAUGGCUGACAACAUGAAGAAGAUCAUCCUCUCACACAGGCACAGUCUGUUUGGGGGAAGCCCAGUUAAAGUGAAAGAUCUAGAUCUCGGCCAUCUGUACACGGCGACAUCUCUCAUGCAGAUUGACGACAACAUCAUGAGAAAAUUCCACGGCCACAGCUCUCUCAAAGAGUACUAUGAGAAGGAGAGUUGUGUCCAUUACAUUCACAACGUAAACGUGCCACUGCUGCUUGUGAACUCUGCAGAUGACCCUCUGGUUCAUGACUCACUGCUCAAUAUCCCUCGCACACUAGCAGCAAAGAAGCCAAACGUCAUCUUUUCGCUGACGCUACACGGAGGCCACCUGGGCUUCUUCGAGGGUGCGGUGCUCUUCCCCCAGCCGCUCACCUGGAUGGACAAAGUGAUUGUGAGCUACGCCAACGCCAUGUGCCAGUGGGAGAAACAGAAACCGCCGUGCCAAUGUGGCCACCUGAGUCCGAGCUCCUGCGCAGAGGAAAAAGCGUAAACUACUGACCACUGUAUGUCUCUCACUCUGUCUCUUCCCGCUCACCCUCUCCAAACACCACUGCCCCCCCAGCACUGAGGAGACACCUGAACUAAACCUGAAACUGCUCUCUCUUCUCUGCCUUCUCCUCUGGUGCUACUCACCGCUCCCGACCCACACAUCCCGGUCAAACACGUCUCCACGCCUUCUCCACAGUUCUCCUUUGUAAUCACAAUCACCUU
Anarrhichthys ocellatus (wolf-eel) is the source of this 1798-nucleotide messenger RNA. RefSeq names its product monoacylglycerol lipase ABHD2. Gene Ontology annotation, cellular component: sperm plasma membrane; sperm flagellum. The transcript has 12 exons. NCBI's taxonomy places the organism in Eukaryota, Metazoa, Chordata, Actinopteri, Perciformes, Anarhichadidae. Gene Ontology annotation, molecular function: monoacylglycerol lipase activity; acetylesterase activity. Gene Ontology annotation, biological process: steroid hormone receptor signaling pathway; medium-chain fatty acid biosynthetic process; medium-chain fatty acid catabolic process. Bases 285 to 1577 code for a protein of 430 amino acids. The record is from RefSeq and is a predicted model, not a curated record.